CCUCAAACCAACCUUAUAAAUAUAACAACAACUUCCGAUCAUUCAUUCAACACACUCUCUUCUUCUUCUUCUUCUUCAUAGAUUUCAUUACCUUAAACCCCAUCAUCAUUCAAUCUUCAAUGGCAUCUUAUACUGUACAAAUUUCGCUUUAAACUCCACGCUUAUUUGUCCCAAAGUUUGAAGCUUUAUGGGUUUUAAGCUGUUAAACACACCAAAUGCAAAUUAGGGUUUUAAUCUUUAUGUCUUUCUGAGCAUAACCCAUCUGCUUCUUGAUGGCAUUUUCGUGAUUACUACCAAAUUCACCUUCAUUUUUCGAUAAUGGCGUCUGUGCCGCAGUCAUUUGGGCUGCGGCUGCGGCGGUCGGAGGUGGGUUUCCGGCCGCCGGUGCUUUUCCGCCGGAGGAUCUUGAUUCGAAACAGUGAUUGUAAAAUUAAGUGUUGCUGCUCCGGUAAGGUAACCCCGAUCCGGAUAAUUGGUUCCGGGUCGGGUCGGUAUAAUGCUGAUGAAUGGGUUGAUUUGAAGAAGAUGACUCAUAAAGAUAGAAUUCAAGCUGCCCCUGCAUUGCCCUUUGCAUCAUCAUCUAAAUCCUUGACAUCUUCAAGACAAGAGAAAUUCUUUCCACGCUGUACACCGAAAAACUCGGGGCCCCAGUUUCGUGACACUCCACCAAAAAGAGACACCGGUAUUGCAAAUGAGAAGGAUUGGGGCAUAAGUUUAAAUGAACAUGUGAACGAGUCCGGUGUGAAUGCGGAUGGUAGUACAUGGUACAGAGAAAGUGGAGAAGAUUUUGGUGAAAAUGGAUUUAGAUGUAGAUGGACGAAAAUGGGUGGUCAAAGUCACGAUGGUCUUUCAGAAUGGAAAGAAACGUGGUGGGAGAAAAGCGAUUGGACCGGAUACAAAGAGCUAGGCGUUGAGAAAUCUGGAAGAAAUUCUGAAGGGGAUUCGUGGUGGGAAACAUGGCGAGAAGUUCUUUACCAAGAUGAAUGGAGUAAUCUAGCAAGGAUUGAAAGAAGUGCACAAAAGCAAGCAAAAUCAGGCAUAGAAAAUGCCGGUUGGUAUGAAAACUGGUGGGAAAAAUACGAUGCCAAAGGGUGGACCGAAAAAGGAGCACAUAAAUACGGUAGAUUAAAUGAACAAUCGUGGUGGGAGAAAUGGGGAGAGCAUUAUGAUGGAAGAGGAUCUGUUCUCAAAUGGACGGACAAAUGGGCCGAAACUGAACUUGGAACGAGAUGGGGAGACAAAUGGGAAGAGAAAUUUUUUUCGGGUAUCGGGUCUCGUCAAGGAGAAACCUGGCAUGUAUCCCCUGCUGGUGAACGUUGGUCAAGGACAUGGGGCGAAGAACACUUUGGAAACGGCAGCAAGGUGCACAAGUAUGGAAAAAGCACAACAGGUGAAAGCUGGGAUAUUGUUGUAGACGAGGAAACUUAUUACGAGGCUGAACCACAUUACGGGUGGGCAGACGUUGUUGGUGAUUCAAGCCAGUUACUAUCGAUCCAACCACAAGAAAAACCACCGGGUGUGUACCCGUAUCUUGACUUCGGGUCAACCCCUUCUCCAUCAUUGCCGAAAGACGAUGAUCCUUGACACCAAGUCGAACCAGGUGCUUGUUUUUUGCAGUCGGUUAAAAGGACCUCAAUCCGGAUUUGUUUUCGGGUGAUUUGCAUUGUUUAUUUAUUAUAUUUCCAUUCUUGGUUUAGGGGAAUGGUGUUAGUUUUCUUAAUGGUGGAUUGUAUUGUUUGUUUCUUGGAUAGACAUUGUUCAUUCAUUCUGAUAUUGAUGGAUCUAGUCUAGGGAUAGUUUAGAUC
Messenger RNA from Helianthus annuus (common sunflower), 1805 nucleotides. RefSeq lists its product as uncharacterized. The transcript has 11 exons. Gene Ontology annotation, biological process: starch metabolic process; regulation of starch metabolic process. The record is from RefSeq and is a predicted model, not a curated record. Lineage: Eukaryota; Viridiplantae; Streptophyta; Magnoliopsida; Asterales; Asteraceae. The coding region runs from base 319 to 1584 and encodes 421 amino acids. Gene Ontology annotation, cellular component: starch grain; chloroplast stroma. Gene Ontology annotation, molecular function: starch binding.